Messenger RNA from Theileria annulata, 1626 nucleotides. Its product is annotated as integral membrane protein, putative. The transcript has a single exon. The coding region runs from base 1 to 1626 and encodes 541 amino acids. NCBI's taxonomy places the organism in Eukaryota, Apicomplexa, Aconoidasida, Piroplasmida, Theileriidae. The record is from RefSeq and is a predicted model, not a curated record.
AUGGAAGAAAUAAUAGAUAUAGAAGUAUUAGUAAGUGAAAUACGUUAUGAAAAUAUGUUGGAAGGAUUAAGAAUUUAUAGACAUGAAGUAGAAAAAGAUGUUAAAUUAUCACGUAUACAUGAUGAAUAUAUUGAUAUUGAUGUGAAUCUUUAUCAUUUUAAAUAUGCUGAUGUUUUUUCUUAUAAUAAUUUAUUACUUAUUAAUGUUGUUACUAUACAAUUUGAUGAUUUUACACCUAAUUCUUCCAUUACGGUGCUUGCUCACACAGAUACUAAUAAUGACAGUACAGUUGUACCUGAUAUUAAUAGUACUACUAAUAAUCUAACUACUAGUACUACUACCAAUACUAGUCCUAUAGGACCAAGCAUCGUAACUAAUAAUACUAUUACUAAUACUACUGUAGUUGGUGGUAAAGGAGUUGGUAAAGGAGUUGGUGAGGGAACUGGUACUGUUAUUGCUGGUACAGUUGGACCAAGCACCGUUACGGGAGACCCCGUAACGGAAGAAUUAGGAGUAUAUGAAAUGAAUUAUUAUUUUUUUCUAGUAUAUAAUAAAAUGUAUCAAUAUAAACCAAAUAAUAAUGAAUGGAUACAUCCAGUCGAAUUAUUAUUACAAUUAACCAAACUAUAUUAUAAUUCACUAGAAAAUCAAAAUAACAAUAAUAAUAAUAAGGAUAGUAAGAAUAUUUGGAAUAAAAUUAAAAGAUUUUUUAAUAAAAUUAAUUUAUUUAAAUAUAAGAAAAUGGAAAAUUCUACGGAGCGAAAGGGAGCUACAAAUACUCCCGGAAAGGGAGCUAAUGACACUUUUAGUACUCCGGGAAAGGGAGCUAAUUUUACAGCUAUGGAGUGUACUAUGGGAAAGGGAGCUAAUUUUACAGCCAUGGAGUGUACUCCCGGAAAGGGAGCUAAUUUUAUGGGUAUGGAGUGUACUAUAGGAAAUAUGGGUACUGUUACAAAGGCUAAUGGUACUGCUGUUGGUGGACCAGACACCGUAACGGAGGAAAUAAAAUUAGUAAAAUUAUUUAUGAAUAAUAAAUUUAAAUAUGGAUUAAUAGGUUCAUUAAUACCAAUAAUAAUGAAUAUAAUGAAUAUAAUAAUGUUAUUUUUAAUAAUACCAUUAAUAAAUUUAACAAGAAAAUUAUCAAUAGAAUUAUAUAUGAAAUUACAAUUUGUAAUGUCAUUAAUAGGAAUAAUACCAAUAAUAAUAAUAAUAAUAAUAUGUUAUAUGAAAUAUUUUGAAAAUAUUUCACCACAAUAUCAAUUUGAAAAUAUUUAUAAAUAUAUUUUCAUAUCAUUUUUUCUCUUUUAUAUUAUUGGAAUUUUAUCAUACUUUUUAAUAAAAAAUAUACAAAUACAAUUAUUAUAUCAUAAUUCUUAUAUAAUUUUAAUGUUAAUAAUUAUGUUUUGUUGUUAUAAUAUAAAUAAUUCUAUUACAAUAAUUAGUGUCAUGUUUAUUAAAUCAAUAAAAUUUGAUGAAAUUACAAAUACAAGAUUAGAAAAUAAUAUUAAAACUAAUAUACAAAUCUUAUCAUUCAUGUUAAUAUUUUAUAAUCUAAUACGAUUUUCAUAUGUCUGGAUCUAUUUUAAUAAUAAUCUCUUUUAUAAAAUCUUCUUUUGGAUUAUUUAA